Molecule: messenger RNA, 1166 nt
Organism: Dama dama (fallow deer)
Lineage: Eukaryota; Metazoa; Chordata; Mammalia; Artiodactyla; Cervidae
Product: centrin-4
Exons: 6
Coding region: 129-629 (166 amino acids)
Biological process (GO): mitotic cell cycle; nucleotide-excision repair; centriole replication
Cellular component (GO): centriole; centrosome
Molecular function (GO): calcium ion binding
Source: RefSeq, a predicted model, not a curated record
UAGGCGGGGCUGUAGGAGAGAUCUGUGAGAGCGGCCUUAGCAACGGCUUACGGGCGGUGAGCUACUGUUGGGCAGCUCGGCUGGCGGGUAAAGCUGGGAGGUCCCGGCCGGGGGCGCCGGUUGGAGACAUGGCAUCCAGACCAAGUUCAGACCAAUGGAAAAAAAGUGCAGCAAAAAUUGAAUUGAAUGAAACUCAAAAGCAAGAAAUUAAAGAGGCCUUUGAUUUAUUCGAUGUUGAUGGGUCUGGAACCAUAGAUGUGAAAGAACUGAAGAUUGCAAUGUGGGCCUUAGGAUUUGAGCCAAAGAAAGAAGAAAUUAAAAAGAUGAUAGCUGAAACUGACAAAGAAGGAAUUGGCACCAUUAAUUUUGAAGAAUUUUUUGCCAUAAUGAGUGUAAAAAUGAGUGAAAAGGAUGAAAAAGAAGAAAUAUUGAAGGCUUUCAAACUAUUUGAUGAUGAUGAUACAGGAAGUAUAUCACUGAACAAUAUCAAGAGGGUUGCUAAGGAGCUAGGGGAAAAUUUAACAGAUGAUGAACUUCAGGAAAUGCUUGAUGAGGCUGAUCAUGAUGGGGAUGGAGAAAUAAACAAGGAAGAAUUUUUGAAAAUGAUGCAAAAGACCACUCUUUAUUAACACUGUCUUUUGUGCCUUUUGGAAAGUUGUUAACAAGUUUGUAUUUGCUGUAACCAAGUAACAAUUACAACUAUCCGUACUAAAGAAUUGAUGCUUUUGAACUGUGGUGCUGGAGAAGACUCUUGAGAGUCCCUUGGAUUGCAAGGAGAUUCAACAAGUUCAUCCUAAAGGAAAUCAGUCCUGAAUAUUCAUUAGAAGGACUAAUGCUGAAGCUGAGACUUGAAUACUUUGGCCACCUGAUGCGAAGAACUGACUCACUUGAAAAGACUUUGAUGCUGGGAAAGAUUGAUGGCAGGAGGAGAAGGGGACGACAGAGGACAAGGUGGUUGGAUGGCAUCACCCAUUCAAUGGACGUGAAUUUGAGUGAACUCUGGGAGAUAGGGAGGCCUGGCGUGCUGCAGUCCAUGGGGUCACAAAGAGUCAGACACGACUGAGUGACUGAACUGAACUGAACUGAUACUAAAUAAAGAGAAGAUUAAUUAGACUUAUCACAUGAGAAUAUAGCCAUAUAGUAACACCAUUUAUUAGGAUGCUUCU